This is a messenger RNA of Prorocentrum cordatum, 1367 nucleotides long. Lineage: Eukaryota; Dinophyceae; Prorocentrales; Prorocentraceae. The record is from the annotation of a GenBank genome assembly.
CCGCCGCCGCGGCGCCGCUCCUGGCCGGCGCGGCCCUGGCGGCGGCGCUUGGGGCGAGGGUUUGCGGUGCUGCCCUGGCUGGCAGCAGGCGCCGUGCCGUGCUGGGCCGCCUGGGCCCCCGGCCGCCUUGCCGCGUGGCCUGCGCAUCACGCGGGCCUGCUCCCGACGAGCACCGCAGAUGGCAUGGCCGCAGGUGGCGCGAGGAUGCGCGACACGAGCGGGGCCGCGACGGCGAGCCGUGGGGCGCAGCUCCGCAGCAGCGCCAGCGAGGCUGGGGUGUGGAGCGGCACGGCUGGCGGCCGCAGCGCGACGGCGAGCCGCGCGAGGCACGGCAGCAGCAGCGCGAGCGAGGCUGGGACGCGGAGCGGCAUGGCUGGCGGCCGCAGCGCGACGGCGAGCCGCGGGACGCGCCGCCGAGGCAGCGCGAGCGAGGCUGGGACGCGGGGCGGCCGGACGGGCUGCCGCAGCGCGGCGGCCAGCCACGCGAGGCAUGGCAGCAGCAGCGCCCGCGAGGCUGGGACGCGGGGCGGCCAGACGGGCGGCCGCAGCGCGGCGGCGGCUGGGGCGGCAGGCCGUGGGGCCAGCAGCGGGGAGGGCCUGCCGCGGUGCCGCUAGACUUCGAGGUGAGCGCCCAGGAGAUGGGCUCCGUGUCGCAGGGUCUCACGCUGCAGGGGGCUCAGCAGGUUCUGGCGAUCCUGAAAGGAGUGAAGCUCAUCGAAAACCGCAGCUGGAAAAUACCACUUGGGUGGUAUGCUAUCCAUGCGGGCUCCAAGCUGAUCAAUGAGGAGCGAGGGGCGCGCACCAGGGAGGCCUGGCCGGAGGUCCCGCCGGAGGAGUCCCUGCCCCACGGCGCGAUCCUUGGCCUCUUCUGCGUGCACAGGCACUUGGCGCCGCAGAAGUGUCGGCCUGGCUACAUCUGGGCCCGCGGGCCGGUGUGCCACCUUAUAUCCAAGGCGAUCGAGCUGCCCCGGCCCAUCUUCUGCUCUGGCGGCGGCGGGCUGUGGUCGCUGCCGCCGUGGGCGCUCGCGGAGAUUGGCAAGCAGCUCCCAGAGGCGUCGGUCACCCACUUCGACCUGUCGCCCGCCUUGCCCGUUGUUUUGAGGAACUGAGGCGCGUCGCUGCGUGGCGCCUGUCAGGAGAAGGAGGAGGAGAAAGACGUCCCAAGCAGAGCGACACGCACCACGACCAGGACGACGCCGCCGGGGACGGCGGCCGAGGCGGGACGCCCCUUAGGCCCGCGGCCGAGGCGCGGAGCGGCUCUCGGAGAUGGCGGAAGGACGGAGGAGGGCCAGGCGCGCACCAGCGCCCGUAAUGGCCGCCCGGAGAUUGGUCUGGCUUGGUCCGUGCCUGCGAGGUGAGAGAGAGAG